CUACCUUUACCCUAUCUAAAGGUUGGAUAUCUGACUGCACCACCUGUGGGAAAUCCAGUUGCGCCCCACAGUGAUUGGAAACGAACACAGUUUAUUCUGAAUCAUGAAGGUCUCCAACAGCUUAACAAAGCUGAGCAGAAGCAGAUGUCACGAAGCCUUUCUGGCAACUCAGGAGAUACCAUGAGUUCCAAUAGAUUAGUUAUUAAAGUUGAUGUCCCAGACAUAGUCUCUGUUUCAGCAUGUGCCGAUCUGACCUUACCAUGAGGUGCAGGACUCAGCAUUGAUACAAUUCAUGGACCAGUUUUCUUGAUUGCUGAUUCUUGGGAAUCCUUGGAUGGAUGGCUUGAUGCGAUCCGUCUAGUUUACACAAUCUUUGCACGAGGGAAGAGUGAUGUUAUGGCGGGUAUAUUAACUUGAUAAAUUUAUAUCAUAUGAUUUUAUUGAAUUGCCUACAGUAAUGUUUUUGUGGAGAUGACUCACUGUUUUGUAGAAUACUUUGAAUUUGGUUGUUCAAAUAAGACUUUUGCAUGUUAAUUAAUCUUUUUGAUAA
Molecule: messenger RNA, 550 nt
Organism: Camellia sinensis
Lineage: Eukaryota; Viridiplantae; Streptophyta; Magnoliopsida; Ericales; Theaceae
Source: RefSeq, a predicted model, not a curated record